AUGGAUGCGGUUAAUAAAGCAAAGCGCACUGUUUUUAGAACUCAAACAACAAAAUUAAUCAACAAAAUUGAUGCCAAAUUUAUAGAAGAUUUAGAAGACGAAAUUUUAAAAUGUGAUGAAUACAACUCUAACAUAGUAAUUUGGCGAUCAAUAGUAAAACGUGCCAAAACAAAUUUUGAAGUUCCUUCCCAUUUCAUUGCGCCGACUGCGACGUUAAAUGGUUCAGAAACAGAACAAAGAAUCGUGAUUCGGGAAAAUGAAACUGCUCACAUUAAUCUACCGCGACUGAUUAUCGAUAAAUUUGAUGGUGAUCCGUCAGAUUGGCAAAGAUUCUGGGACCAAUAUGAGUCUGCAAUCCACAAGAAUACCGAUAUUUCUAAUGUAGACAAAUUCAACUAUUUACGUUCAUAUUUGAAAGGGGCAGCUUCGAAUGCAAUUAAAGGAUUUAGCUUGACCAAUAAUAAUUAUCAAUCGGCUAUCGACACCUUAAAAGACCGUUUUGGCAAGAAAACCAUAGUUAUUAACUCUCAUUUGAAUAAGUUACUUAGCCUUAAUGCCGUAAAAAGAUCAAAUGAUGUUGUUUCCUUGCGUAAAUUAUUUGACACUUGUCAAACUGAAAUAAGAAAUUUGGAAUCGCUGGGAGUAACAGAAGAUAGCUAUGGAACCCUACUUUGUCCGAUUCUGAUCAGAUUACUGCCAAACGAUAUAGUAUUAGAGAUAACUAAGAAGUACACCAUAGAUGAUGAAUGGAAGGUUUCGGAAAUAAUGAAAAUUUUAAAAGCCGAAGUAAUAAGUCGGGAAAAGGCCGCAACUUUAAUUUCAAGUUCAAGUACGCAGAACACUGAGCACUUCCCCCCUGUACAUAGUAAACGUGAUUCUCAAGAACUGUCUCACAAAACUAGCAAAAAUCGUCCUUCAACUGCGUCCGAAUUGUUGAACGAAACAAAAUUUAAGGGAGGUAAAUGUUUUUUCUGUGAAGAGGAUAAACAUUUAUUACGAGAUUGCAAAGAAUUUAAGAUGAAACAAAUGAGUCAAAAAAGAGAUUUUCUGAUGAAACUAGGUUGCUGUUUUAUUUGUUUUAAUAAAGGACAUUUAGCCAAUAAAUGUAGAAGUGUCAUAAAAUGCCGCAUCUGUUCAAGACGUCAUUAUGAGAUGAUGUGUCCCGAUAUUAAGAGAAGUGGAAUUAGGGAAAAUUCUGAAGAUAAUGACAGUGAACUAGAGAAAAGUGUUGAUGCGUUACAUUCUAUGACUUCCAAAGAGGUUCUCUUGCAAACUUUAGUUGUAAAGUUAAUUGGUAAAAAUGAAGAACGAAAUGUCCGUGCGGUUAUUGAUACAGGUUCACAGUUUUCAUACAUCUUGAAACCUACCGUUAUAGAAAUGGGAUUUAAAGUGCAAGGAGAAGAAGAACUUAGUCAUUCAUUAUUUGGUGGCGCAAAAACAAAAAUUGAGAAGCAUCGUUCUUAUAAAAUUCUUUUGGCAGAUCUGAAAGGCAGUUAUACUUGCAGUCUAGAUGUUUUAGAUCAAAACAUUAUUUGCAAUGACAUUCCAAGUAUAAGAAAGGGACCUUGGUUAAAGGAGCUGAAAAUGAAAGGCAUUCAUCUAACAGACGUUCAAAGAAACUUUGGAUCGGUUGAAGUUCAUUUAGGUGCAGACGUUGCCGGAAAACUUUUCACAGGGAAACGUGAAGAAUUAGCUUCCGGUUUAGUUGCUCUACAUACUAAACUGGGAUGGACUUUGCUAGGGAAAGUUCCACAAAAUAAUUGUAAAAGAAAUUUUACUAUGAGUGCUACAACUAUGCUGUCCCAAAAUGAAAUGUCAGUAUCCAAGUUGUGGGAUUUAGAAAUUAUCGGAAUAAGAGAUCCAAUUCAACAAAAUUCUAAAGAAGAUGCAUAUAAGGCAGUUAUGAAUUAUUUCCAAAAAACAGUGAAACAAAACGAAGACGGCAGAUACGAAGUAAAUUUACCGUGGAAGAUGGAUAAUGCCAUUCUACACGAUAAUUAUAAUCUAUCGUUGAAAAGACUUGAAUCUACUUGUAGAAAUUUAGACAAAAGAGGACUUCGAGAUAAAUAUGAUGAAGUUUUUGACGAAUGGAUUCAAGAAGGGAUAAUCGAAGAACUAUCAAAUUCUGAGAUAGACAUGCCAGCGCAUUACCUACCUCAUCGCCCGGUUAUUAAAGAAAAAGGUACGACCAAGAUUAGACCAGUGUUUGAUGCGUCUUCAAAAGGUCCCAACCAUCCCUCAUUAAAUGACUGUUUAGAAACAGGAAUAAAUUUAAUCGAAACUAUUCCUUCGAUUUUAGCAAGGUUUAGAGUAGGAAAAAUAGGGGUUGUUGCUGACAUUAAAAGGGCCUUUUUGCAGAUAUCAGUGAAUAAAGAAGACAGAGACUUUUUACGCUUUUUAUGGUAUAAUAAGAACAAUGAAUUAACCAUUUUUCGUCAUACGAGAGUAGUUUUCGGCGUUACCAGUAGCGCUUUUCUCUUGUCAGCGGUUCUAGACCACCAUUUAUACAGAACAUCAUUAAGUGAGAAGGAAACAAGAGUGAUUUCAGAAAAAUUAAGAAAUAGUUUUUAUGUAGAUAACUGUGUAACAAGUGUGCAUGAUAAAUUUGAGGCUCAUACUUUCAUAGAAGAGAGUACAAGAAUAAUGAAAGAAGGAAGAUUUGAGCUGAGGGGGUGGGAAACUACCGCUCUUGAUCCAUUUUCUUUACAAGAAGCUAAAUCUAACGUUCUGGGACUCGUCUGGGAUAAAAAUUGCGAUUCUUUAGAGAUUGAUCCUACAUGUCUUGAAUUUGAAGAAAAAGCACUUACAAAAAGGAAUCUCCUUUCUCUUGUGGGAAAAUUUUUUGAUCCUAUUGGUUUUCUAGCUCCAGUUUUGAUUCAACCUAAGCUUCUGCUUCAAGAAAUGUGGAAAACGAAGUUAUCAUGGGAUAUUGAAGCAAGUGAAGAUAAAAAGAAAAGAUUCUUGAAAUGGAAAAAAGACAUACCUCUUUUGCAAAAUAUUAAAAUCCCAAGAUGGUUAGGCAUUACACCAGAUAUAAAUAUUAGCUUCCACACAUUUGUAGAUGCAAGUCAAGUUGCUUAUGCCGCUUGUGUCUUCAUUAGAUGUGAAUAUUCAGGAAGAGGAGUCAGUGUUCAGCUUCUGCAAGCAAAGGCUAGAAUAACUCCCUUGAAGCCUAUCACUAUUCCUCGACUUGAGCUCAUGGCCGCAACCAUAGGAGCAAGACUUUAUGUAUCUUUAAAGGAAUCUCUGAGCUUAGAGCAGGUGAGAUCAUUCUUCUGGACUGAUUCAUCUACCGUUUUAGCUUGGAUAAAGAGACCAGAUCAAUGGUCGGUUUUUGUGAGAAACAGAGUCAAUGAGAUUAGGAAACUAACAGAAGCAGACAAUUGGUUCCACAUAAUUGGCCGUGAAAAUAUUGCGGACUUACUGUCAAGAGGAUGUGGAGUGAAACAGUUACUGAAAUCUCCUGGUGGUUAG
Molecule: messenger RNA, 3474 nt
Organism: Uloborus diversus
Lineage: Eukaryota; Metazoa; Arthropoda; Arachnida; Araneae; Uloboridae
Exons: 2
Coding region: 1-3474 (1157 amino acids)
Biological process (GO): proteolysis
Molecular function (GO): nucleic acid binding; aspartic-type endopeptidase activity; zinc ion binding
Source: RefSeq, a predicted model, not a curated record